Messenger RNA from Scleropages formosus (Asian bonytongue), 1655 nucleotides. It is a transcript of the gene tmem222b, whose product is annotated as transmembrane protein 222b. The transcript has 6 exons. NCBI's taxonomy places the organism in Eukaryota, Metazoa, Chordata, Actinopteri, Osteoglossiformes, Osteoglossidae. The record is from RefSeq and is a predicted model, not a curated record. Bases 197 to 748 code for a protein of 183 amino acids.
GCUGGAACAAGCAGGGUGUCCGUUGGCUCCGCCCACUAGCAGCCAUUUGCCGCACCCUCCGAGCUGCACGGCGCGUCCGGUUGACGCUCCCGCUCCCGCUCCCGGACGCCGGGGGGCGCCAGCGCUGCGCGUGACGACAGCGUAGAAGAAGAAGAGGCGGGAGAAAAGCCGGAAGUGCCGUUCGACUGCGACUGUGAUGGCGGAUGUGGCCGAGAUCGACACCAUGAAGAGCUACCGCGGGGGCUUCGAGAGGAUCGACGCGGACACGAGCCGCUAUCCGUACUGCAUCGUGUGGACCCCCAUCCCCGUGCUGUCGUGGUUCUUCCCCUUCAUCGGUCACAUGGGCAUCUGCACCUCCACGGGUGUGAUCCGGGACUUCGCAGGGCCCUACUUUGUCUCGGAGGACAACAUGGCCUUUGGGAGACCAACAAAGUACUGGAAGCUGGACGUGAACAAGGUUUACACGAGCGGCUCGAACGCCUGGGACACUGCCGUGCACGAUGCCUCUGAGGAGUACAAGCACAGGAUGCACAACCUGUGCUGUGACAACUGCCACUCCCACGUUGCCCUGGCGCUCAACCUAAUGCGCUAUGACAACAGCACUUCCUGGAACAUGGUGAACCUCUGCCUGCUGUCGCUCAUCCACGGCAAGCAUGUCAGCUGUGCAGGGUUCCUGAAGACCUGGCUACCCUUCCUGAUGCUCACAGGAGUCUUCAUCACUGUGGGUCUCGCGCUUAACCUACGGUGACAAGGAGAGAGAGGGCAGGGUGGAGGAGGACAGUGAGGGAACACACACCUUCGGGGAGCACAGGCAUCUAUGGUGGGGGGGAUCUGAAGGUGGUGAUGAAGACGAUGGAUGGCAGUUUGCCUUUAUUUCUCUCUUUCUUUCCACUGUGUCACAGUCAUUCUGUCAUUCACUCUGUCAUCACGGGGCGGUUUCCAUGGAAACGGGGUGUUGCAAAGCCACUCUGCGCAUCUCACACUUGUCUGGGUUAUUGGUGAUGCUGAUGUUUUUUGCUUUUACACUAUAGGCCUUUUGCCAGAGCGCCUUGUCCUGCGCUCAGUAGGUAAACAGUAGGUGUGUCUCUUUAUAUUGUAGACAGUGUGAAGGAGGUCCAGCUGGUGCUUGUUUGCAGUAACAGUAGAAAUUCGUAGUGGAGGCCUCGGGUUCCAUGUCCCUCAUGAAGACUUGCUCAUCCUGGCUGAUCGGGACUGAAACGUGGUCCCUCACACCAGGGUAAAGACUGGACGUUGCUGCCACUGUCAAGGUGAGCACAGCGACUGUGGGCCCCACACCUGUGCCAGAAAGUGCCAAAGGUGGAGCAAGAUGCUGAGACGGACACGGCAAAGCACUCCGACAAUCGUCUCGGAAAAGAGGCGCCAUGCAGGCCUGCUGCACGAUGUGCUGAUGUGACCGAGGAUGUUCGCCCUCCGCUUGGGUAACGUCAUCUCGCUGUCCCCGCUCUCGGGCUCCAAGGAGACACCCUGCCCACCUUCACCGUGUCCACAAAGGACUUCCAGCUCCAGCCUCCGCCACAUUGCAGUUAUUGCAGUGUGACACUCGGUCUUCCUCCAUUUUUGUGCGUGACGUGUGCAGACGUCCACUGGAGCAGAGCACGGUCCACACGUGUGUGUGUGUGUGUGUGUGUGUGUGU